AUGGACACGGACGAUGUGGAAUCCUCGAGCAGUAGCACGAUGUCGAGCCUGAACAGUUUGUUUUCCUUCACCAGCCCGGCGGUGAAGAAGCUGCUCGGCUGGAAGCAGGGCGACGAAGAAGAAAAGUGGGCCGAAAAAGCCGUCGACAGCUUGGUGAAGAAGCUCAAAAAGCGAAAGGGUGCCAUCGAGGAGCUCGAGCGUGCCCUAUCCUGCCCGGGGCAGCCCUCGAAGUGCGUCACCAUACCGCGAUCGCUCGACGGUCGGCUUCAGGUCUCGCACAGGAAAGGACUUCCGCACGUGAUUUAUUGUCGUGUCUGGCGCUGGCCCGACCUCCAGAGCCACCAUGAGCUGAAACCGAUCGAAACGUGCCAGUAUCCUUUCAGCGCGAAGCAGAAAGAGGUGUGCAUCAACCCGUACCAUUACAAGCGUGUCGAGAGCCCGGUCCUACCGCCGGUUCUCGUACCACGGCAUUCCGAGUUCGCGCCCGGUCACUCGCUGCUGCCAUUCCACCAGAUGAACGAACCGAACAUGCCGCACAACGUCAACUACUCGAACACGGGCUUCAACAACUCGCACAUGAGCGGCGGAGGUACAUCGGUAUCGAGCCCGGGACCGAUCAGCUCCAAUCCACAGAGUCCUUAUGGAGCCCUGCCAGAGACGCCUCCACCCGCGUACAGCCCACCGGAAGAGGGUAACACGGUGAGCGGGGCGCAGGAUGGCAACCAGAUGGACACGAAUCAGAUGCACGGUGAAGUGGCCCCGGUUAGCUACCAGGAGCCACCGUACUGGGCCAGCAUAGCGUACUACGAGCUGAACUGCCGCGUCGGUGAGGUAUUCCACUGCACGAACACCUCCAUCAUAGUGGACGGGUUUACGAAUCCGUCCAACAACUCGGACCGCUUCUGCCUCGGCCAGCUGAGCAACGUCAACCGCAACAGCACGAUUGAGAACACGCGGCGCCACAUCGGCAAGGGCGUGCACCUGUACUACGUCGGUGGUGAGGUGUACGCGGAGUGUCUCUCCGAUUCGGCCAUCUUUGUGCAGAGCCGCAACUGCAACCACCAUCACGGGUUCCAUCCGAGCACGGUGUGCAAGAUACCGCCCGGUUGUUCGCUCAAGAUCUUCAACAACCAGGAGUUCGCCCAGCUGCUCUCGCAGUCGGUCAACCACGGGUUCGAGGCGGUGUACGAGCUGACGAAGAUGUGCACGAUACGAAUGAGCUUCGUGAAGGGCUGGGGCGCGGAGUAUCACCGACAGGACGUCACAUCGACACCCUGCUGGAUCGAAAUUCACCUGCACGGUCCGCUGCAGUGGCUCGACAAGGUGCUGAUGCAGAUGGGCUCCCCGCACAACGCGAUCAGCUCGGUGUCGUAA
Molecule: messenger RNA, 1374 nt
Organism: Anopheles nili
Lineage: Eukaryota; Metazoa; Arthropoda; Insecta; Diptera; Culicidae
Gene: Mad
Product: protein mothers against dpp
Exons: 3
Coding region: 1-1374 (457 amino acids)
Biological process (GO): cell differentiation; SMAD protein signal transduction; regulation of transcription by RNA polymerase II
Cellular component (GO): heteromeric SMAD protein complex
Molecular function (GO): RNA polymerase II cis-regulatory region sequence-specific DNA binding; I-SMAD binding; DNA-binding transcription factor activity, RNA polymerase II-specific
Source: RefSeq, a predicted model, not a curated record